This is a messenger RNA of Drosophila eugracilis, 1385 nucleotides long. RefSeq names its product N-acetyl-D-glucosamine kinase. The record is from RefSeq and is a predicted model, not a curated record. The transcript has 5 exons. Lineage: Eukaryota; Metazoa; Arthropoda; Insecta; Diptera; Drosophilidae. The coding region runs from base 156 to 1217 and encodes 353 amino acids. Gene Ontology annotation, molecular function: N-acetylglucosamine kinase activity.
AGCUUGCAAUGAGUAUAAACACAACACAUUUGCUGUUCAAAGCGUUCGGACGUGGACGGAUUCAGCUCUGCCGGGAACCUCCUUCUCUACAUCAGCAAAACCUUUUUAGCCACAUUCCAGUUGGGAUUCGUUUCGACCCAGCUUACUAACUCAGAAUGAAAUAUUUCGGCGGAGUCGAAGGCGGAGCCACCCACUCCAGACUGGUCAUCUGCGAUGAGAGUGGACAACCUGUGGGCUCCACCAGCGGGCUGGGCACCAACCACUGGGGCAUCGGUAUUCCGGAAUGUGCCCGACGGAUCGCAGACAUGGUGGAGCGAGCAAAAGAGGAAGCGGGCAUUCCCAAGGAUACACCUCUCACGAGCUUGGGAUUGAGCCUCAGCGGAUGCGAACAGGAGGCAACCAACCGCGAACUGGAGCAGGAGCUGCGCACAACGUUUCCGGACCUGGCUCAGAGUUAUGCCGUCUCCAGCGACACCAUGGGCAGCAUGUACACAGCAUCAUCCAUUGGUGGAAUGGUCCUUAUAUCGGGAACCGGAUCCAACUGCCUGUUGCGUAAUCCUGACGGAUCCACAUCUAAUUGCGGCGGGUGGGGAAACUUCCUCGGCGAUGAGGGGAGCGCCUGGUAUAUCUCGUAUCGCGCUGUCAAGGUGGUGUUCGAUCACAUGGAUAACUUUGAAAAAUCACCGGCACCCGUAGAGAAGACCUGGGCUCUGAUCAAGGACCACUUUAGUCUGGAGACGCGUUUGGAUAUGCUGCCCCACUGCUAUGCCAAGUUCGACAAACCUUUUUUUGCCAAUCUGUGUAAGAAGCUGUCACAGAAUGCCGAGAAUGGCGACAAAUUGGCCAUCAGAUUAUUUCGUGAGGCCGGCGUCCAUCUGGCUCGAAUGAUCUUGUCCCUACUACCGAAUGUUCACAAGGAUCUGGUUAAGUCCGGUGAUUUAAGCGUCGUAUGCGUAGGAUCGGUUUGGUGCAGUUGGGACCUGCUACAGGAGGCUUUUAUCGAGGAACUGUCUAAGACAAGAAUCGAUUUUAAUCUUAAACUGGUUAGGAUUACCAAGAGCAGUGCCUACGGAGCUUGCUAUCUGGGGGCCGAUAGUGCUGACUUCGAUUUACCUAGAAACUAUGCGGACAACGUCACAGUUCUGUACACAUACACCGAUCCUCUAAAGAAAGUCAAGGCCACUAACGGCAUAGUCACGACGCCGUGUAGCAGCUAGAUAAAUUGUAUUUGACCAUCCAUUCCGAAAUUCACUUCCAAAUUGCUAAGCCUCGAUUUGACGAUUCUAUUUGCCAGAUAGUGGCACGGAUAGAUAGUAUUAUAUAUAGUUCAUCUUGAAAUAAUAAAAGUUAUCACCUGACAAAAAUAAAAAUUAUACAUAUUCGUA